CGCCCCAAAGCCACCCCCGAGCGGCCCUUCCCCACUCCGCUGCCCCACCGCUGCUUGGAGACGGGAUCGGGUCAGGGGUUGGCGGCGUUGCGGGGGCGGCACCGCGGCUCUGCGGGGCCUUCGGGGCCGGGAGCGGCCUUCGGGCCUUGCCCCCACCCCCCCCCACCCCACACACAUACACACAGCGCCCAUUGGGGGGGAGGAAGGGGACGGGCGCGGAACUGCGCAGGCGCCGAGCCGGGGGGGGUCCACGUGGGGCGCGGUGCGGGGCCGGGAGCGGCGGUGCGGGGCUGGGUGCGGGGAUCGGGGACAGCCGAAGCGCUUCCGGGCUCUGCGCAACCCGGGGUGACGUGUGUGCCGUGCGGCGACAGCGUCCGGGCGGUUCUCCCAGCCUGGCCAGCGUCCGUGCACGGCUGCGGAUCGUGCAGUGCACCAUCAUCGCUUCUCUAUGCGCUGCUGGGCUCUGUGCAAUGCGUGGUGGCAGCGCUGCGGUGCUGGCCGUGUGCAAUGCGCAGUGACAUCUGGGGCCUGCUGAGCCCGUGCAGUGCAUCAGCACCACCCCGUGCAGUGUUGGGACCCGUGCAGUGCACCAUCAUCGUGUUUGUGCAGUGCUGGGCCCUGUGCAGUGCGUGGUGCAGUGCUGUGGUGCUGGCCUUGUGUAAUAUGCAGUGACAUCUGGGCACUGCUGGUAUUGUGCAGUGCACCAUCAUCAUGUUUGUGCACUGCUGGGGGUCAUUCAGUGCACUUUCAUCACAUCUGGACACUGCUGGGCCCUGUGCAGUACGUGGUGCAGUGCUGUGGUGCUGGCCGUGUGCAAUACACAGUGACAUCUGUGCAAUGCUGGCCCCAUGCAGUGCUCCAGCACCACCCCAUGCACUGCUACAAACUGUGCAAUGCACCAUCAUCAGAAUUUGUACAGUGCUGGGCCCUGUGCAGUGUGUGGUACAGUGCUGUGGUGCUGGUCUUAUGCAAUGUGUAGUGGCAUCUGGGCACUCCUGGCAUCGUGGAGUGCACCAUCAUCACAUUUGUGCAGGGCUGGGUUCUGUGCAGUGCGUGGUGGCAGUGCUGUGGUGCUGUCCACGUACAAUGCACAGUGCCAUCUAGGCCCUGCUGGCCCCACACAGUGCACCAACACCACCCUGUGCACUGCUAUGCUGUGUGCAGUGCUGAUGGCAGUACUGGUGCUGGCCUUCUACAGUGUGCAGUGACAUCUGGGCACUGCUGGCAUCAUGCAGUGCACCAACACCAGCGUGCACUGCUGGGACUCGUGCAGUGCACCACCAUUGCUUCUCUGUGCAUUGCUGGGCCAUGUGCAGUGUGUGGUGGCAGUGCUGUGGUGCUGGCUUUAUGCACUGUGCAGUGACAUCUGGACAUGCCUGGCAUAAUGCAGUGCACCUUCAUCACAUCUGUACACUGCUGGGCUCUGUGCAGUGUGUGGUGUAGCACAGUGGUGCUUGCCUUACAUAAUGCACAGUGACAUUUGGGCACUGUAGGCACGAUGCAGUGCAUCAACACCACCCCAUGCACUGCUGGGACUCGUGCAGUGCACCAUCAUCAUGUUUGUGUGCUGCUGGGCUCUGUUCUUGAUGGCAGUGUUGUGGUGCUGGCCCUGUGCAGUGUGCAGUCAGCGUGCUGGUUUUGUUGACUCCCAUGCUGGUUCUGGGGAGCUCUGUGUGAUUUUGGGGAGCUCUGCAUGUUUUUGGAUGUCUCCAUGUGCUUUUGCUGGUCCCCCAUGUUGGUUUUGGGGAGCUCUGUGUCAGUUUUGGUGAUCUCUGUGCUGGUGUUGGAGACCUCUUCAUGUUUCUGGGGAGCUCUGUGAGAUUUUGGCGUUCUCAACAUGUUUUUAGGCAUCUUUAUGUGCUUUUGGUGACCCUCUGUGCCAGUUUUGGCAACCCCUGUGCCAAUUUUGGGGAUCCUUGUGCCAGGUUUGAUGACUCCUGUGCCAGUUUUGGUGACCCCGAGCUGAUUUUGGGGAACUGUGUGCGAUUUUGGCAGCCUCUAUGCUGAUCUUGAGAAGCUCUGCCAAGUUUGGCAACCGUGCCAGUUUUGAUGAUCCCGUGCCCAUUUUGGUGACCCCUAUGUUAGUUUUGGUGACCUCCGUGCCUAUUCCGAUGAGCUCUACACCUGAUUUGGUGACACCCAUGCCAUUUUGGCAGAGCUCCUCACUGACUUGGGGCAGCUGUGUGUGAAUGCAGAGAACUCCGCAUGCUUCUCUUGACCCCUACCCCCCCUCCCCACAUCCCACUGCCAGUGGGAGGGGGGUUGUGGGGUACAGACAGAGCCCUGGUGCCAAUCUGGCCACCCCACCCCACCCUGCAGCAGCCAAGAAGAAGAACAAGAAGGGGAAGACCCUGACCCUGACUGACUUCCUGGCGGAGGAUGGCGGCAGCGGUGCGCCCACCUACAUCCCCAAGCCAGUCAGCUGGGCCGAUGAGACCGAUGACCUGGACGGCGACGGUAGGGUCUCCACCGCUUGGCACAGCAACGAUGAUGAUGUGUACCGGGCACCGCUGAUCGACCGCUCGCUGCUGCCCACCGCCCCCCGCGCCGCACGUGAGCCCAACAUCGACCGCAGCCGCCUGCCCAAGUGCCCGCCCUACACGGCCUUCCUGGGCAACCUGCCCUACGACGUCACCGAGGACUCCAUCAAGGACUUCUUCAGGGGCCUCAAUAUCAGUGCUGUGCGCUUGCCGCGGGAGCCCACCAACCCCGAGAGGUUGAAAGGUUUUGGCUAUGCUGAGUUUGAAGACAUCGACUCCUUGUUUCAGGCACUGAGCCUCAAUGAGGAGUCUCUAGGAAACAGAAGGAUACGAGUGGAUGUUGCUGACCAAGCUCAGGAUAAAGACCGGGACGAUCGCUGCUUUGGACGGGACCGUGACCGUUUCCGGGACUCAGAGAGGUUUGAGAGCGACUGGCGCGCCCGUCCCGCCGCCUCCGACAGCUUCGAUGAUUUCCCACCACGCCGCGGGGACGACGCCUUCGGGGACAGGUAUCGGGAUCGCUACGACGAUCGGUAUCGCGAUGGCCCGCGGCGCGACAUGGACCGCGGCUUCGGCGGCAGAGAUCGCUACGAUGACCGCAGCAGAGACUACGACCGGGGCUACAACUCGCGCAUCGGCAGCGGCCGGAGGGCCUUCGGCAGUGGCUACCGUCGCGACGACGAUUUCCGGGGCGGCAGCGACCGCUACGAGGAGCGCUACGAACGGCGCGACGACCGCAUGGAGCGUUGGGGAGGGAGAGAGGAAUACGGGAGGGAUGAGUUCCGGCGUGAAGAGAGGGGCCCCACGCAGCGCCCAAAGCUGAACCUGAAGCCGCGCAGCGCUCCGAAGGAGGAGGAGAGCACAGCGGCCCCUGCACCGCAGUCCAGCCGCGCCGCCUCCAUCUUUGGGGGGGCCAAACCCGUGGACACGGCCGCCCGCGAGCGUGAGGUGGAGGAGAGGCUGCAGAAGGAACAGGAGAAGCUGCAGCGGCAGCUAGAGGACGACAAGAGGCUGGAGCGGCGGCCCAGGGAGCGGUACCCCAGCAGCCGCAGUGAGGACAACCCCGAGCGGUCACGAACAGGCAGCGAGUCCUCACAGAGCGGAGCUGCAGGACCCCCUGGCACCACCGCCGGCACCGGUCCCACCGGCAGGACCACAAGGAGGAGGGAGAGUGAGAAGUCAGUGGAGGGCGAUGCGUGCGGCCGCGAGGAGGAGGGCCGUGAGGAGAAGCAGCCACUGAAGGUGAUGCCCGCGCCGCCCCCCAAGGAGAACGCGUGGGCCAAGCGCAGCAGCAGCACCGCCGGGCGCUCCCCAGGCUCUGACUCUGAGCAGCACUCACCCAGCAGCAGCCAGAUGGCUUCCCGCCCGCCUGCAGAGAAUGGGGCCACCCCAAGGAGCACCCACCGGAGAGGGGAUGAGAACAAGCCAGAUGGGGGCCGGGAUGGCCCGAAGGCGCGCAGUGGGAGCUCGGCCGAGAGGAAAGACGGCCGCAAGGAGCAUGAGGCAAGAGCUGCGCCUGAGCCAAAGAGACUGGAGGACAGCCCAGCCCCCUUCAGCCACGCCAGCAAGUAUGCAGCGCUGUCAGUGGAUGGCGAGGAGGAGGAGUGCGGCGAGUGAAGGCCGUCCCCAACCCCAACACCGAAAUGGAACAGAAAACCCAGCGCCGCCCUGCCGAAAUCAAGCCAAGAAUCAGCAUAAGGAAAGGAAAAAAAGGAGGAAAACCGAUAUUGCCAGGCCCUGCCGCUCCGCCCUGCUUCGUUUGGGUUUUUUUUGGGGGGGGGUUGGGGGUCUUUGGGGGGGUCUGGCCUCAAAUCUGCUCCCCAUCUCCCUCCCUGCCCUGUUGCUGUUGGGGUGGGAGUGCUGUGGGGUGUGGGGCUGUGCGGCACUGGGCGCCGUUGGGUUUUCUGUUGAUUUCCUCCAAUAAAGGUGAUCGGAACGGCCGCACCA
Messenger RNA from Phasianus colchicus (ring-necked pheasant), 4427 nucleotides. Lineage: Eukaryota; Metazoa; Chordata; Aves; Galliformes; Phasianidae. The record is from RefSeq and is a predicted model, not a curated record.